Messenger RNA from Acanthosepion pharaonis, 825 nucleotides. Lineage: Eukaryota; Metazoa; Mollusca; Cephalopoda; Sepiida; Sepiidae. The record is from the annotation of a GenBank genome assembly.
AUGCUUAAAUUGAUCCAUUUUUAUUUCGACUUCGAUUUUUUUUCUGUCUUUGUUCACAGCUGUCUUUUCUUUAUUUUCUCUCUCUUCAUCUAUUCUUUCUCCCUUCAUAGUUUUUCUUUCGCUUUUCUUUCUUUAAUUUUUUCUUUACUUUUUUCUUUUUUUUCUUUCAAAUCUCGUUCUCUCUUAAAUUUUCUAUUUUUUGCAUUUUUUGAAGAUUUCAGAUCUCUUUCGUCUUCGAAUUUUUAUCCAUUUUUUGUUAGUUUUGCUUUUUCGAAUAUACACCCAAAUUUUUUUUCUUUUUCGUAUUUUCUUUUUCUUCAUCGUUUUUUUUUUCAUUUUUCUUUAUUUGCUUUUUGUUUCUUGUAUUUUUCAUAUUUCUUUCUUUCUUUCGUAAAUUGUCGAUGCAUUUUCUCUUCUUUCUUUCUUUCUUUCUUUCUUUCUUUCUUUCUUUCUUUCUUUCUUUCUUUCUUUCUUUCCCAACUAUUAACUCUGCUUUCUUUCUCAACUUUCAUCUCUUCAUUUUUUCUUCUGCUUUUCUUUAAUUCUUUCUCAACUAUCAUCUCCUCUUUCUUUCUUUCUUUCUUUCUUUCUUUCUUUUUCAACUUUCAUCUCUUCAUUUUUUAUUGUUUUUCUUUAAUUCUUUCUCAACUAUCAUCUCCUCUUUCUUUCUUUCUUUCUUUCUUUCUUUCUUUCUUUCUUUCUCAACUUUCAUCUUUUCAUUUUUUAUUCUAUUUUUCUUUCAUUCUUUCUCAACUAUCAUCUCCUCUUUCUUUCUUUCUUUCUUUCUUUCUUUCUUUCUUUCUUUCUUUCUUUCCCAACUAUUAA